CCACGUGGUGACAAAAACGUCUGCUCAGACCCUUGAGUACAUCAUAUUGGACGCCAUCCUUGUUGCUGCCAACACAUACAUACAUACAUACAGGCUAGAGCUAUAUUCGUCUCGCUUAUGCCAUGGAUUCCUCGCAGGCUGCAAGCAAGCGAAUGUCUGCAAUUCCCAGACCCGGCGCCAGCAAACUACCGCAGCUCAAUGCGCGCCCUGCUCCGGCUGCCGGAGGCCUGGCUCCGUCGACUCGUCCUGCACCAGCAACAAACCCAGGCAGAGGCGUUGCGGCUGGAAUCCAUCCUCCUGCUGUUGCUGCCGCUCCAAAAUCUUCACUACAAGCUUCGAGACUUACGAAGCGGAGCUCUAUUGCACACCUACCUCGUGCAACUGCUGCGGCGGCCAAAGAUUCCAGCAGCCUGCAGAAAUCCACAACUACAAGGACCAAUGGACUUCAUAGCACGGCUCAAGCUCCCAAGGCUUCCAAUGGACAGAGGGCACCCCCUACUGCUCGUGCAGAGAACGAGCCGCGGUCGCUGCGCGCGCCCGAAGGCGCACGCGGUCUCUCACGUCAGAGGUCCCGAGGCCGCGAGGACCUCCGCGAGGAAGAGCCCGCGGAGACGCUCAGCCCGGUAAAGCCUCGAAUUUCGAAGCCAUCGAGGCCUUCGUUGUCUGACAGAACGAUUGAGAGCUUGCAUGCUCUUCCUUCCACACCUAGAGCCUCACGGCAGUCGGAUUUCUUCAGUCCUGGUGGCUCGCCGAUGACCCUUGCUGGAAGGCCGAAAUCCAGUCUGAGCCGAACUGACAGUAUUACUAAUGGGCCUGGUACAAACUACAAUAAUGCAGGCGAGAGGUCAUUGUCACCAUCCAAGAGGAUUUCUGCAAGUGCAAAGCCCGCGACGCGCAUGUCACUAGGAGGAUCUGGUAUUCCUAUGGGUGCCGGAAACCGUCGUAGUAUGAGCAUUCCGUUCGCGACGAAGCUUCAAGAAGUGCGAAGCUCUCUGCGGCCGAGUCAGCGCUCCAUGUCUCCGGUGAGAACUGGGCUGUCAAGCGACCCCGUCCAGCUUCCGACACAAUCGCCCGUUCUGGAAGCCAGGGACCCGAGUCCAGAGCCUGUAGUUGCCGACCCAACCUUAGAUGACACAGUCAACGAACCAGUGCCGACCAAGAUCGAGAUCGAAGCGAUCCAGGAAGCGGCAACGCCGUCAAAGGCCGCGCCAAACAAGUCGACUAGCAGUUUAAAAGCGCCCAAACGAGAUGCGAGCAGGUCCAAAUCCCCCAAGUCACGGCCAUCGCUGGGUCCGGCCUUCGCGCCCGCAGAUGGUAAAAGUGCCAGUGAACCCCAGCGAGCGACUUCAAGCUCCUCGACCGCUCUUCGUCAGCAGAUAGCAGCCGCCAAGGCCGCAGCAAGGAAAGAGAAGCUAAAGCAUGAUUCUCCACAAGACAGCACAGCCAGCGCCGUUCCGUCGUUUGACAUCCAGCUACACACAAAUCCGUUCAAUGAUGCUCCACGCGACGAGAAGCACAUUCUUCGGAAUCGCAUCAACACAGCUCGUGUCGACGGAAAGCUCAAUAUUGCUGCAAUGAACUUGCGGAAAAUUCCGGAUGAGGUGCUGAAGAUGUACGACGCCAAGGCCAUGGAGGAGUGCAACGUGAACUGGGCCGAAGUGGUGGAUCUCACACGCCUCAUCGCUGCUGAUAACGAGCUCGACGAGCUUGAUGAGACCGUGUUUCCGGACCGAUCGCCUCAAGACGUGGACGCCGACGGCUGUGCUGAAGGAAAUCAGUUUGGAGGUCUGGAAUUCAUCGACCUGCACGGCAAUCUGCUGACCGUCCUUCCCAUGGGCCUACGGCGAUUGGAGAGACUUACAAGUCUCAAUCUCGCGCACAACAAACUCGACAAUGCGGCUUUUGAUGUUCUGGCGGAGAUACAGUCUUUGAAGGAUUUGAGGUUGGGCAACAAUUCGCUUUCUGGUAACCUGCCGACCUCAAUUUGUGCUCUGCCACAUCUUGAGACCUUGGACUUGCAAUCAAACAGACUGCUUGGUCUGCCCGAAGCGAUGCGUGAGCUCGUGAAUCUGAGGGUUUUGAAUGUCUCUGGCAAUCAGCUAACAACCCUUCCGAUGGAUUCGCUCGAAGGGCUUCCCUUGGUCGAGCUUGAUGCUAGCAGCAAUCUCCUCAUUGCAUCACUCUUUCCCCUAGGAGGUGCUAAUGGUCAUCCGAGCCUCCAGGUCAUGAAUGUGGCCAACAAUUCUUUGGCAGCCCUCACAUUCCUCGAGUCGCUACACCUCCCUCACCUACGAUCUUUGAAUGUUUCGAACAAUCACCUCACCGUACUUCCGUCCGUAGCAGGGUGGACAGAGCUCAUCACGCUCGCGGUUGGCGAUAACAAAAUUGCGCAGUUUCCGGAGGGUUUCACCAAGCUACAGAAGUUGCGGAUCGUCAAUUUUGCAAGCAAUGAGUUGCGCUUGGUAGACCCUGAUGUCACCAGAAUGUCCAGUCUCGAGACGCUCAUACUUGCUGCGAAUCCCUUGCGUGAGAAGAAGUUCCUUUCGAUGAGCGCUGGGGACAUCAAACGUGAACUUCGAGCCCGUAUGACACCCUCUAGUGCCUUCGAAAACGGAGAUGGCGAUGACGUGCCGGACAGCCCUGUCACAGUCAUCGGCGCCGGCGACCAUAUGGAUGAGAAUGCCACUUCAAGCUGGCAAAUGAAAGCUAAUGGUGUUCUUGAGCUUGUCGCCAAGAAUCUUGGGGAUGACUUUGAUGACCUCCUCGCCUCGUAUUUCCAGGCCAAUGAGGUUCGCGAUCUAGUGUUGCAGAGCAACAAGUUGACUUGCAUCCCACCAGCAAUGAGCUUCGGCCAGGACCUGAGAUCACUCGAUCUGACCGACAAUCCCUUUAGCGGUGCUGACUAUCUCGAUGAUGUCGUGGACCUGCCGUUCCUCCAGGAACUCAGCCUUUCCAAAUGCCGAUUAUUAUCGCUCGACCCACUUCUCGCACAACUCCGCGCGCCGCACCUGCGCAGCCUCAACGUCUGCGCCAAUCGCCUCACCGGCGCUGUACCGCUGCUUCGCAUCGCAUACCCCAAACUCAGCACGUUCCUCGCCAGCGACAACAAAUUCGAGAUGGUCUCGGCUGACGCGCUCCGAGGCCUGGCGAAUGUCAACCUUGCCAGCAAUAACAUCGCCCAAUUGCCUGCCGAGCUGGGUCUGCUCUGGGAUGAAGGUUUGAGGCAUCUCGAUGUCGGGAGCAAUUCUUUCCGCGUGCCGAAUUAUCGGAUCCUCGAGAGAGGCACGGAGGCCACGCUGCGGUGGUUGAGGAAUAAAUUGCCGGCGAGCGCUGGGAGUAUGUCGGAAUUAGAUUGAGGUGACAGUACUUGAUUGAGCCGCAGUCCCAAAAGUUCGAUGUGUGUCUUGUCACAAUUCCAGUGGCAGCAUAAGUUACAGAACCAGGGCGAAAGGAACAUCCAGGACAGCCAAAUGGGCGUUCGAAUGAGCGGAGUGCUGCCUUUCCAAUUGUGAAGCAUGUGAACAUGACAGAGUGAACAUAG
This is a messenger RNA of Dissoconium aciculare CBS 342.82, 3541 nucleotides long. Its product is annotated as L domain-like protein. The record is from RefSeq and is a predicted model, not a curated record. The transcript is spliced from 2 exons. Lineage: Eukaryota; Fungi; Ascomycota; Dothideomycetes; Mycosphaerellales; Dissoconiaceae. Gene Ontology annotation, molecular function: protein binding. Gene Ontology annotation, biological process: hormone-mediated signaling pathway. Gene Ontology annotation, cellular component: plasma membrane. Bases 123 to 3356 code for a protein of 1077 amino acids.